Messenger RNA from Coregonus sp. 'balchen', 2072 nucleotides. The record is from the annotation of a GenBank genome assembly. Lineage: Eukaryota; Metazoa; Chordata; Actinopteri; Salmoniformes; Salmonidae.
UUUGAUCUGCGUGGAUCAGAUGGGAUCAUUGAUUCUACAUCAAUACUCAAAGAGGGCAAAGCCUUCCAGACAGAGGCUGUGGACUAUAGGUGGUUCAUUUGAGCACCGCCAAAAGGAAAGGUCAAUGCAGUUCUUGUGUGUGUUUUUCUAUAUUAUAUUUGUAAUAUCCCUCGCUUUAUCCAAUAUAAUUUACAAAAUAUACACAAGUCAAGUUCCCAUUUGCUUGGUUGAAAACCUGUUGCAGAUCUAUUUGCGAUUUUUGGAAUAUGAGAUGCACAACUCCAAUGAGGGCAAACUUAACUUUGUGGCUGUGUACGACGGAAGUAGCUUAGUGGAGCACCUGAAGAACAAGUAUUGCAGCACAGUGGCCAACGAUAUAAUGUUGGUGACCUCGGUGGGGGUCAUACGAAUGUGGGCAGAUCAGGGCAGCCAAAAAAGACGCUUCCGUUUCCUUUUCACAACCUUCCUAGAGCGUUAGUGAAUUCAUUUGACAGAAUUUCAACCCAAUCUACGGCUAUGUUCAAUUGUUGACGCACUGUUUGAAGAGUUCCAAUUAGUUUGUAAGGAGAGGCGACAGCAGGGAAUACAAAGUUCUCUUGACUGGGUUAUUGAGUAGAAACAACACUCCUGGACCAACCUUGAUCUAAAGUCGCUUGCAGUGCAGUGUGCAACCAGCUUAAGCCUUAUUAGUUGCUUUUCAAUCUAAUUUAUGAUUUUCAAACCCUAUUUAAUGUUUAGGGAGUAAAGUUACACUACCGGUCAAAAGUUUUAGAACACCUACUCAUUCAAGGGUUUUUCUUUAUUUUUACUAUUUUCUACAUUGUAGAAUAAUAGUGAAGACAUCAAAACUAUGAAAUAACACAUAUGGAACCAUGUAGUAACCAAAAAAUAGUUAAACGUCAGAGUUAAGGAAAAGCAGCCAACAAGUGCUCAGCAUAUGUGGGAACUCCUUCAAGACUGUUGGAAAAGCAUUCCAGGUGAAGCUGGUUGAGAGAAUGACAAGAGUGUGCAAAGCUGUCAUCAAGGCAAAGGGUGGCUAUUUGAAGAAUCUCAAAUAUAAAAUAUAUUUUUAUUUGUUUAACACUUUUUUGGUUACUACAUGAUUCCAUAUGUGUUAUUUCAUAGUUUUGAUGUCUUCACUAUUAUUCUACAAUGUAGAAAAUAGUAAAAAUAAAGAGAAACCCUUGAAUGAGUAGGUGUUCUAAAACAUUUGACCGGUAUUGUAUGUUCCCCUUGUUUUCAGCUCCAUGUAAAGUGGAGGCUUUCUUCUUCCAUAGCAACAUGUGCAUCAACACCAGCUUAGUGAGCAAAGGCAUCCAGAACUGUGUCUACCCCUGGGACGAGAACAACUGCAAAUGUGAGACACCUGCUCCAUUUGGAUCUAGAGCUGACAAAUAUGAAUCACAGUCAAUGUUUUAGGUUUACCUGUAUGACAAAAGUACAAGUUAAUGGUGCAUUGUAAAUGUAAUCUUGAUCAAUCUAAAUGUAACUUUCAUCACACUAUUCACCACAAUUCAAGACUAGAAAACUUGAUGGUAUGUCAUGUUUACUGUACACAGAGAAGAGAAAAGCCAGCAUAUUAGACAAUCUUGACCACACCAAUGUCACAAUCAUUCUAUUCACCUGUGGUCUGGUAGUUGUCCUUCUAAUUGUGGCAAGUAUCAUUCAAGUCAAACAGCCACGCAAAAAGUACAUAAUCACAAGGGAUGACUUUGAGCCCACAUUGUUCCACGAGGCCUUUGAGCCCCCACAUUAUGAACUGUGCACCCUGCAGAGGGCAGCUUCUGCCUACCACAUGACUAUGGUCAAUAAUUUUUAGAAGUUUAACAAACUCCAACGGUCUUCAUCCAAGUGCAUCAGGGGCAGCCAAAGUAACCUGAGUGUGCGGGACGCAGCCAUCAUAUCAGAUGUGCCACCACACCACACCCUCCAGCCGCAGGAACAUACUGAUGAUGAAGCACAGUUACUCACAGGACGGGCAGGAUGGCUGUGACCAGGAUGACGAUGUGGAUGAUUGUCCCACCACCAGCCACCAUGUCCUGGCUGCACACCGGUCAAUGUCCAAUGAUUUC